AUGGUGAACGUGAAUGAGCACGAUCAUGAUGAGGCCUUCUGGGCCCCGGGUACGGUGGUCCUCGAAGACGUCCGCCGGACUCAAGGCCAGCUGAUCCUAUUCCCCACACCCACCGCCGACCCCAAUGACCCUCUCAACUGGUCGGCUGCCCGCAAAGCCCUCAACUUUACUCUUGUGAGCUUCUUCGUGAUCUGGACCUUCGUCCAACUCGAUAUCGGCUUCACGGCAUGGGGUCCCAUACAAACCGAGCUGGGCUUUUCUCUGGAUAUCUUGAACGCCGGCGCCGCCGUGAACUAUGGAGGGCUGGCGAUCGGCUGCUUCUUUUUCAUUCCCCUCGUGCACAAAUAUGGCCGUCGGCCCAUCUAUAUCUUCAGCGCGGCUUUGCAGUUCGCGUCAUGUGUCUGGCAGGCCCAGACAUACACAGUCGGUAACUUUAUCGGCGCUAACCUGAUCUCCGGGCUAGGCGGCGCGAUCAGCGAGAUUGUGGUGCAGAUCACCGUGGCCGAUGUGUUCUUUGUGCACCAACAUGCCACGAUGAACGGGUGGUUCGUGAUUUUCCAGUCCACGGGCGCCUUUCUCGGACCGGUCGCGUCGGGGUAUAUUGUGCAAUCACAGGGCUGGCGCUGGAUGUGGUGGUGGUGUGUGAUCUUCUUCGGAGUCACAUUAGUCUGCGUCAUUUUUCUCUUUGAGGAGUCCAAGUUCGUGCCGAUUCUGGACGGUCAAAGUGUUUUGUCGGGGUCGCAGACAGCUCAGGUGCAGGACGACGAGCGCAAGGAUAGCGUGUUGGCCGACUUCAAAACAACUGCUCCUCAAGAACCAACACCUCAGCCUGCCCCCGUCCCGGAGAUCAAGCCCAAGACCUAUUGGCAGCGGAUGGCCUGGGUCACCAAGACGAACGAAUCCCUCUGGCCUCAUUUUUACAUUCCUCUGAUCACGUUAUUCAAAUACCCCGCGGUCACAUACACUGCUCUGACCUAUGGAUCGACUCUGGCCUGGUUUGCCAUCAUGACAUCCCUCCAGGCGUCGUACAUGCUGCUCCCGCCGUACAACUUUGAUGCGAUUGGGGUGGGCCUGAUGAAUGUUGCACCGUUUGUGGGGGCAAUGCUUGGCUUCCCCUUUGGUGGAUAUCUGAGCGACAAAUCUAUCCUCUGGCUAUCCAAGAAGAAUGGAGGUAUCUAUGAGCCAGAGAUGCGUCUCUGGUUGGCACUUCCCAUGGCCAUUCUGGGCCCGGCGUCCAUCUUGAUGUUUGGUUUGGGACUCGCUUAUGGUAUCCAUUGGGCGCUUCUAGCGGUCGGGUUUGGAGUCUUUGGAUUCACCCUAGCUGCCAUUAGUGGAAUCUCCCUCUCCUAUCUCAUGGAUUGCUACCAAGAUGUCAUCGGAGACGCCCUGGUAGGCGUCAUUUUCAUGAGAAAUAUCAUCUCGGUGAUAGUCCUUUUCGUUCUCACGCCCUGGGUCAACGGAAUGGGUAUCCAAAACCUCCACAUCAUCUGUGCCGUGGUUGCUUUCGUUAUCUACCUGAUCCCGGUUCCUUUGUUGCUUUGGGGCAAGAAAGCGCGAGUCAUGACCGCCGGAAGCUACAAGAAGCUAGCAGCUACCCAUGUCAGCCACCGGAUGGUUUGA
Penicillium argentinense is the source of this 1620-nucleotide messenger RNA. RefSeq lists its product as uncharacterized. The record is from RefSeq and is a predicted model, not a curated record. The coding region runs from base 1 to 1620 and encodes 539 amino acids. Lineage: Eukaryota; Fungi; Ascomycota; Eurotiomycetes; Eurotiales; Aspergillaceae. The transcript has 4 exons. Gene Ontology annotation, biological process: transmembrane transport. Gene Ontology annotation, molecular function: transmembrane transporter activity.